Acanthopagrus latus (yellowfin seabream) is the source of this 1049-nucleotide messenger RNA. Its product is annotated as speriolin-like protein. NCBI's taxonomy places the organism in Eukaryota, Metazoa, Chordata, Actinopteri, Spariformes, Sparidae. The coding region runs from base 153 to 974 and encodes 273 amino acids. The transcript has 4 exons. The record is from RefSeq and is a predicted model, not a curated record.
AUGGAGUGAAAGAAACCUGACAGAAUUGCAUCUGCCCUGUUAUGAUUCGAUUUGCGACUCUGCCCGAGUUGCAUCUGCACUGUUAUGACUCGAUGUGUGACUUUGUCCAGAAGGUUUCAGGGUGUUUGAGGCUCAAGCUGUGAAACUCAAGUAUGGACAUGGAGGAAACAGUCGCUGCCUUGCUCUCUGAGAACGAGCAGCUCGGGCAGGAAAAUGAUCAUCUGAAAACAAUGCUGAGUCUAGUCAAGGAAAACAGAGACCUGAGAGCCAGGAUGCAGAGCUUCAACAGUGACAGUCUGGAGGAGUUCACAGUUUCCUCAACUUUCGGAAGAAAACCCUUCGUCCUGUCGCAAAACACGUGUGAUGAGAGUAAAUUCAGAAAAGACUUGCAACAGACCAAAAAUGAACAUCGAACCUCAUCCCCUACCGACUUCAAGUCUUUCAUCCAAAGCUCGGUGCACGCAGACGGCAGCGAUUUUCAAACCAGCCAGGCUCAUACUCCUCUGGAGGUCAAAGGUCCAAAAAGGCUCCUGGGAGAGAUUGCUUACCAACUGGACAGGAGGAUUCUGUCCCAUAUCUUCCAGGGCCAUAGGAGGCUUUAUGGUUUCACAGUGGUCAAUAUUCCAGACAAGAUCAUUGAGGUGAGCACACACCCGCUGACAGGGAUGGUAGACGAUGGCUACCGGCUUCAUCUCACGCAGAGGUAUGCUGACCUCAUGGAGAGGCUCAACCAGAUUGGGUAUAAAAAAAACCUUCACCCUCCUUUUGGGGAGUUUCUUGUAAACACCUUUGGGAUCCUGAAGGACAGACUGGGUGAAGGCAGCACCCAGGCAGGAGACUACAAUGAUCCAUCCUUUCUGAGGAGGCUGAUUGAGACCACAGCGCCUCCAAAACUUCAGAAGAACCUGCUGCUUUUGCUUUCCUGCCUCUGUUACAUGGCCGAUAUGGACAAGAGGCCUCUCAUUUUCUGGUAGACAUGAUUGUAUCGCAACGAACGUUCAGCAAGUGUACCGUGUCAAAAAAUUGGAAAUAAACACUGAUAAAUGAUA